GACCCCACGGACCCCAUGGCCAGCACAGGCCGCCUUGGCCUGGGGGCGAUUGAAGCCCCCGAACCGCGGGCGACAUGCCCGACACCACCCCCACCUUUACCCACCUGUCUCUUUAACGGGGGGCGGGGCCUCGCCCGCUGCCCGCGUCGCGCGGCCGGCCCCGCCCCGCCCCGCCAUUGGUUGUCGCUGGGGCAGAGCGGCCGCCCCGCCCGCGGCCAUUGGCUGGCGGCGAGGCCGGGGUUCCCGGAUGCGGCCGCGCGGUGCGGAUAUAAAGGGCCGGGGGAAGGCGGGAGUGGGCGCAGUUUGAAUCGCGGCGGGUCGAGGUACGUCGGUGCUGUUGCUCGGGCUCUCUGCUUCAGCCUUCCCCUCAGCGACACUGCGUUCCGGCUCGCUAUGGCUGGUGGGAAAGCUGGGAAGGACUCCGGGAAGACCAAGACCAAAGCCGUGUCCCGUUCCCAACGGGCUGGAUUGCAGUUCCCUGUUGGUCGCAUCCAUAGGCACCUGAAGUCUAGGACAACCAGCCAUGGGCGUGUAGGAGCCACAGCUGCUGUAUAUAGUGCUGCAAUCCUGGAGUACCUGACAGCUGAGGUCCUUGAGCUGGCGGGAAAUGCAUCGAAAGACUUGAAGGUGAAACGUAUCACUCCCCGCCACCUGCAGCUUGCCAUCAGAGGAGAUGAAGAGCUGGAUUCUCUGAUCAAGGCAACAAUUGCUGGUGGUGGUGUAAUACCACAUAUCCACAAGUCCCUCAUUGGCAAGAAAGGACAACAGAAGACUGUCUAAAGGAUACCAGGAUUCCGUGUUAUCUCAGGACUCGAAGUACUUAAUUUGUCCAGUGUUGGUGAUCCAGUGGACUGUAUCUGUGAAACACAAUUUUGCCUUUUUUUUUCUUUUUUUUUUUAAAACUUUGAGAAGCUAAAGCUCCCUUGAGCUUUUUAACAAACCAAAUUUCUGCAUUGAAGUCUUAACCAUAUUUAAGUGUUACCAUGGCUUCAAAGAAGCUAUUGUGUUUGUAGUGGGUUGUAAUUCAGCUGACUGUUUCUAGAUUGGUUUAAGUAAAGGAAAUGUUUGGUUUUGUACAGACUUUUCAUCUACUAGAGUGGAAAUAUUCAAUAAAUGUUAUGUCAAGACUGA
Messenger RNA from Oenanthe melanoleuca, 1131 nucleotides. Its product is annotated as histone H2A.Z. The record is from RefSeq and is a predicted model, not a curated record. Lineage: Eukaryota; Metazoa; Chordata; Aves; Passeriformes; Muscicapidae. The coding region runs from base 16 to 780 and encodes 254 amino acids. Gene Ontology annotation, molecular function: DNA binding; structural constituent of chromatin; protein heterodimerization activity. Gene Ontology annotation, cellular component: nucleosome. The transcript is spliced from 5 exons.